GGGGUUUAAGACGCAAGAUGUGUUCAAUCGGAGUAACUGCUCUCUGUUCUCCGGCUAAAUUUCAUCAUCGCCGGGAACAAUCACUGAUUUUUACUCCGACCCAUUUGCGUAAUCCAAAUGGGUUCCAAUUUCGGUGGAGAAAGUCCCGACCUUUCGCUCCCAGACUCGCCCAACCCGACAAUUUCGCUCCGCCGCUCCCUCUCAUACGCUCUUCGACGUCUCUUCUUUCUUCCAAGGAUUUCGUUCAGAUGCUGGCGAGAAAAGCCGCCAUUUUACUUGUUGGGUCGUUUGUCUUUCUAGGGUUCUGCUCUUCGAAACCUGCUUUAGCGCUACCCACUGCAACUGUAGUCUCCCAGGCAGAGUUAGAGGACGAGAAAAUGUUCGAGAAGCUUCUGGAAAAUGAGCCAGAGAACAUGGAGGCUAUGAAGGCUGUUGUGUAUAAGAAGAUGAGGAGAGGGAAAAAUGAAGAUGCUGUGAAAUAUGUUGAGAAGCUGAUGAAAUUAGAGCCUCAUGAAGUUGAGUGGAAGCUUUUAGAAGCGCUUUGCUAUGAAACAAUGGGGGAAUUGAGCAAAGCCAAGAGAUUGUAUAAGGAUAUUCUCAAAGAACAACCUCUUUUGAUCAGAGCUUUGCACGGUCUUGCUAUGGUAAUGCAUAAGACUCAUGACACCUCUGUCUUUGAUAUGCUCAUUGAAGCUAUGGAAGUUGCUCGACAAGGAAACCGAGUAACCGAGGAGAGAAACAUACAAGUCUUGAUUGGUCAAAUGCAUAUUGUGGAGGGUCAAUUUGAAGAAGGUCUAAAGAUAUUUCAACAGAUGGUGAAUGAUAAUCCUCGAGAUUUUCGACCUUACCUUUGCCAGGGCAUAGUGUAUAGCUUAAUGGAUAAAAAAGAGGAAGCAGCACAACAGUUUGAGAUCUAUUGGAGUCUUGUACCUGGAGAAUUCCCACAAAAGGGAUUUCUCGACGAUGUUGCCUUGGCUGCUCAAGCAAAAUCCCGAGAACGGCUUCAAAACACAUUCAAAGCUAAAUUUACUCAGGGGAGAUAAUUGAAAGCUUCAUCAGCAGUUCAAAGUUUUCUUCUUGAGGUUUGCAGUGCCCACUCAUGUAAUCACAUUUUGGUCAUGUUACAGUUACAUGACAUAUGUUUAUAAAGAAUAUCAGGUAUGAAAUGUUAACAUGUGUCGGGGUUAAAGAAAAAAAACGCUUUCGAGCAGGCAGAGUUUGUGGCUGCAUGUAGAACCGAGAAGAAGAUGGUGCUUUUUUGUUGUUUUGUUUUGUUUUUGCAGUCAUGCUAGUGAUUUCUCUCAGGUGCAUAAUAAUCAGACGUGAAAGAUUACGACUUCCUUGUCAUUCGUAGAGAUAUUAUACAACUGUUUUUUCUGCUGUCUAUCGGUCAUACGAUUGUUGAUACAUCUCUUCCACCAACAGUAGCAAUUUUUUUUGUCAGAAAAAAAACCUAUCAUAAUCAUUCUUGAAAAGAAGCAGGUAAUUUGACGAUCUCUUCAAGUUAGAUAUUGACUUAUUUCAAUGAUUCUGAAUUUCUGAUGCUAUUUAAUUAUUCUGAUCACGUGUAAUGUAAAGUA
Molecule: messenger RNA, 1580 nt
Organism: Arabidopsis thaliana (thale cress)
Lineage: Eukaryota; Viridiplantae; Streptophyta; Magnoliopsida; Brassicales; Brassicaceae
Product: Tetratricopeptide repeat (TPR)-like superfamily protein
Exons: 4
Coding region: 18-1043 (341 amino acids)
Source: RefSeq, marked reviewed